Molecule: messenger RNA, 651 nt
Organism: Ostertagia ostertagi
Lineage: Eukaryota; Metazoa; Nematoda; Chromadorea; Rhabditida; Trichostrongylidae
Source: the annotation of a GenBank genome assembly
AGACAAGUGGCCGUGGCUUUGGCUGGUGGAGAACUUGUGUACUUUGAGCUUGACCCGACUGGGCAGCUAAAUGAGUUCACCGAGCGCACAUCUUGGCCUCAUGAAGUGCUGUGCAUGAGUCUGAGUGAGAUACCGGAGGGUGAACUACGCUCUCGUUUCCUCACUGUCGGCAUCGCAGAUAGUACUGUUCGAGUGAUAUCAUUAGAUCCUCAAGAUACGCUGAGCCCUCUGAGUAUGCAAGCGCUUCCUUCUCAGCCUGAGUCACUUCUUCUUCUGGAGACGACAAGUGAAGAUAAUAAAGGAUCAUCUACAAUUCAUCUGAACAUUGGCCUUCAGAAUGGCUGUUUGCUGCGUACCACUGUAGAUAACGUCACUGGAGAUAUGAUGGAUACUCGUACAAGAUAUCUUGGAACGAGACCAGUUCGCGUGUUCAGAGUGCGCAGCCAGAACAGGGACGCUGUGUUGUGCACGUCUUCCCGAUCAUGGCUACUAUAUCAUUAUCAAAACCGUUUCCAUCUCACGCCAUUGAGCUACGUGACACUCGAAUCUGCAUCUAGCUUCAGUUCCGAGCAAUGUUUAGAAGGCAUCGUCGCUAUUGCAGAGAAUACUCUGAGGAAUCAUGGCUGUGGAAAAACUUGGAGCGUCUUUCAA